Messenger RNA from Bipolaris oryzae ATCC 44560, 234 nucleotides. RefSeq lists its product as uncharacterized. The transcript is spliced from 2 exons. Lineage: Eukaryota; Fungi; Ascomycota; Dothideomycetes; Pleosporales; Pleosporaceae. The coding region runs from base 1 to 234 and encodes 77 amino acids. The record is from RefSeq and is a predicted model, not a curated record.
AUGUUCUUUCCGGCGUGCGUGCUCCUGGCACGUUUGUUUUACGCGGUGCCUGCUCGUCGAUCUUGUUUGGCUGAGGUUGGUCGAGGCGCUAGCACCCAUCCCCCGCUGCAAGCCAUCGCGCAGUCCGACAAAAUUCGGCACGUCAUGUUGUUGCGACCCUUCUGCUUCUCUAACCAAAGGCACCGCAACUUCACUCCCAAUCCCAAUCCCACCAGACGCGCAUUGCAAUCAUAA